Molecule: messenger RNA, 861 nt
Organism: Trichoderma gamsii
Lineage: Eukaryota; Fungi; Ascomycota; Sordariomycetes; Hypocreales; Hypocreaceae
Product: short-chain dehydrogenase
Exons: 2
Coding region: 1-861 (286 amino acids)
Source: RefSeq, a predicted model, not a curated record
AUGGCAGACAGAAUCUCACAAGUCGUCGGCCACCUCAAUUACCCAAAAGGCCUCCUCGCCAACCAAACCGCCAUCAUCACCGGCGCAGGCCAAGGCAUCGGCGCCGAAACCGCCCGCCUCUUUGCCAAUGAGGGCGCAAAAGUCGUAAUCGCAGACAUUGACGCCAAAAAAGCCGAUGAGGUCGCAGAAUCCAUCCGCAAAACCGGCGGCCAAGCCAUCUCCUUCAGCGGCGACAUCCUCGACUCGUCCUACAUCAAGGCCCUCAUCGCCAAAGCCGCCUCUUUCGGCAACGGCAAGAUCCACAUCCUCGUCAUGGGCGCCGGCUACACGUGGGACGGUGUCGUGCACAAAAUGACGGACAAGCAGUGGGAAACCAUGAUAGCGCUGCACUGCACCGCGCCCUUUAACAUGGUGCGCGAGGCGGCGCCCUAUUUCCGCGUCAAGGACGGCGAGCCGCGCAGCAUCGUUACCGUGUCGUCGACGUCGGGCGUGCACGGCAACGCGGGCCAGAUCAACUAUGCGCUGGCCAAGUCCGGGCUGAUUGGCUUCACCAAGACGAUUGCCAAGGAAUGGGGCCCGGCGUUUGGGGUGAGGGCCAAUUCGGUUGCCUUUGGGUAUAUCCAGACCCGCCUGACGGCUGCCAAGGAGGAUGGAGGGUUUGUGGUUGGGCCGGGCGGCGAGAAGAUUGCGCUGGGUGUGCCGGGGCGAGGCAAGCCUGGUUCAGCGCCGCCUUCAGAUAUUCCCUUGGGACGGCCGGGGACUGCAACGGAGGCUGCGAGCUCGAUUCUGGCCGUGGCGAGUCCGCUCUUUUCCUAUGUAACAGGCCAAGUCAUCAUGGUGACAGGAGGCAGGAACAUGUAA